Molecule: messenger RNA, 1241 nt
Organism: Leptosomus discolor (cuckoo roller)
Lineage: Eukaryota; Metazoa; Chordata; Aves; Leptosomiformes; Leptosomidae
Gene: GPR143
Product: G protein-coupled receptor 143
Biological process (GO): melanosome organization; regulation of calcium-mediated signaling; G protein-coupled receptor signaling pathway
Cellular component (GO): melanosome membrane; plasma membrane
Molecular function (GO): L-tyrosine binding; dopamine binding; L-DOPA binding
Source: RefSeq, a predicted model, not a curated record
CCUUGGGGAAGCAACAGCAUUUUCUCCUGCUCGUUGGGGCCCCUCCACCAGCUGGAUGCUUCAUGGCUUCUCCCAGGUUAGAAACCUACUGCUGCCCGAACCGGGAUGCAGCUACACAGCUAGUGAUGAACUUCCAGCCUGAAGUCUUCUGCGGAGUUUGCAUUGGCAGCGCCUCCGUCAGUCUGCUACUGACCAUCCUGCAGCUCCUGCCGAAGAAGGGACAGAGCCCGCGGAAGAUGCCCAAAGCCUCCUCCUCUUCCACCAUCCUUCUUCUUAUCUCCAUCUGUGACAUCCUUGGUGGCUUAGGUAUUAUCUUCAGGUCAAGCGUAUGGCUAGGCUUCCCAGGCUUCAUAGCUAACAUUUCGGUGGUGAACAGGACGGACAUGUGGCCUUCCGCUUUCUGCGUGGGGAGCGCGAUGUGGAUUCAGCUGUUGUAUAGUGCUGGCUUCUGGUGGUUGUUUUGCUAUGCUGUUGAUUCUUACUUGGUGGUAAGAAGAUCAGCUGGACUGAGUACGAUUGUGCUGUACCACAUGAUGACAUGGGGCCUCGCGGUGAUGCUCUGCGUGGAGGGAAUUGCACUGCUUUACUACCCCUCUCUCUCCAGCUGUGAAAAUGGCUUGGAGCAUGCAAUCCCACAUUACAUCACAACCUAUGCCCCACUCCUGCUAGUGCUGGUGGUCAACCCAAUCCUGUUUAGGAGGACAGUAUCAGCAGUUGCCUCCUUACUGAAAGGGAGACAAGGAAUUUACACAGAGAAUGAAAGACGUCUGGGGACAGAGAUCCAGAUCCGCUUCUUCAAAAUUAUGCUAGUAUUUGUUAUUUGCUGGUCAUCCAAUAUCAUCAAUGAGAGCCUUUUGUUCUAUCUCGAAAUGCAGCCAGAUAUCAAUGAAAUGCCCCUGAAAAACAUCAGAAGUGCUGCACUGAUCACAUGGAUUAUAAUGGGGGUUCUUAAUCCUAUGCAAGGCUUCCUCUUCACGUUAGCUUUCUACGGCUGGAUGGGAUGCAGAGUGGACCUGAAAUGGCGAAAAAGAGAAAUACCCUGGGAAUCAAUGUCCUCAUCAACUGUGGACGAAAACGCCUAUCCCUCACCGGUGAACUACCAAAGCAACAUCCAUGAUUCAAAGAAGAUAUCGACAACUGACAGCCAACAGUCCAAUGAGGCUAUAGGCAUGUUGUCUGAAGGUAACACUAGCAAUGAUGACAGAUUAACCAGGAGCUCUCCCAUCUACCAGGGCUGGUAG